Messenger RNA from Neurospora tetraspora, 1605 nucleotides. RefSeq lists its product as uncharacterized. Bases 1 to 1605 code for a protein of 534 amino acids. Lineage: Eukaryota; Fungi; Ascomycota; Sordariomycetes; Sordariales; Sordariaceae. The transcript is spliced from 2 exons. The record is from RefSeq and is a predicted model, not a curated record.
AUGAGCACCGCCAUUGCCAUGGCCGCGUCUCCGGCUCCUCACGACAGGCCAAACUACGGCUCCGACGUCUCCCAAUCCACCGCUGCGCCCGCUUCCACAUCGUCGCCCAGCGCGCAACGAACGGCCGCUGUACCACCACCGCUGCCCCCAUCCUCUUCGAACCCGAAUGCGCCAGCUCCCCGGUCAGGUAGUGGCAGCCCCCGAGCUGUGGGUGCGACACCCGCUGCACACAAGUCCUCUCCACCCAGCGCUUCUCGCAGCGCUGGUGGCUCGGCACCCAGGAUCAUCGUCAAGAAGGAACCAGGCUCGCCCGACGUACAACAACAACAACAACAACAACAACAACAACAACAAAUACAACAACCACCACCCACUGCCAGGCACCGACCCAGCAGACUGGAUCUUUCCAAGAACACAAACACCAACAACGGCGUUCCCGGUUCUGCGCGACCGCUCACUGCCCGUGACACUAGCGGACUCGGAAUCAAGGAAGUCGGUAUCGCUUGUCUAUCGCCCGGUUUCGUCACACACGACCCGCUCAUGAAGGAGCAAGUACAUCGCAGUAUGAGUGUGAAGGAGCAGCAGAAGCGGAUCAUCGAAUCCAGGUUACAACAACAGUCGGCCGGCUUCAAGGCCCCUGAGAUUCCGGAUAGGGCGGAUAGGGAGAAGGAUGGAGGUCACUUCGCCGCAAAGACACCAGGCCUAGCACGGAAGCGUGGCCCGCCGCCAGGAUUGAGCAUCGUCGCUCCCUCCCACGAGCAGUUCGCCAACGAAAGGGUUAUCCAGUCUGCGCCCCUUGGCCAGUCGUUCCCAGGCAGACAGAACCCUCACCCAUUGACCCGUCACCUCAUCAACCAUGGUUCGAAUCUCGCCAGCACAUCGCACAUCCACCAUGUGCCUGCCAAGCAAACGAACAACAGACUGCCGCCAAUUGCCGAUGUAUUUGGUCAGGGCUUGUCUGGCCAUCCCGAUUCAAGCGGACACGCUCUCUUUGCCAGCCAGAGUCACAGCCACGGACCGCUAGCAUCACCUCACCACCCACCGCCGCCUCCUCCGCCGCAACCUCAACCUCCUACAUCUGCCAGGCAAAGGGAGUACAAGUCCGCCGAAGAAGCACAACAAGACCUGGCGGCCGGCCGAACAGAACUACUGCCCAAGUAUGUACACUAUAACAGCAGCAGCAGCAGUAGUCAACACCAACCCCCGACACCGCCAUCUCCCCCCAACGGCCCAGCGCAUCACCACGCACCACCACCGCCAACAUAUCUGCCUUCUACGCACGCAUCAUCCUCUCAAAGAGGCUCGCACUCUCAUAUUAGUAAUCAUAUGACUGACGCCAGCCGAAGCGCCAGCAACAAUACUCCCGGCAAUAAUUACAGCAGCAGCAACAUGCACAGCAGCACACUUCCCUCGUCGUCUGCUCCUAAGAGGAGGACGCGAGCCGAGUACGAGGAAGGUGGGAGCCCCCCGCUCGGUAAUGGGAGGGCGCCACAGAGGAGGUCAGGACCGUUUGGCGAAGGAAGAGAUAGCCCCGAGACACAAAGGGCGAAGAAGGAGGAGUUCAUCAGGCUUUGCGAAAGAGCUUGGGAUCUUUUCCACUCAUGA